This is a messenger RNA of Onthophagus taurus, 1519 nucleotides long. RefSeq names its product 3-hydroxyisobutyryl-CoA hydrolase (gene Hibch). The record is from RefSeq and is a predicted model, not a curated record. Gene Ontology annotation, biological process: L-valine catabolic process. Gene Ontology annotation, cellular component: mitochondrion. Gene Ontology annotation, molecular function: 3-hydroxyisobutyryl-CoA hydrolase activity. Lineage: Eukaryota; Metazoa; Arthropoda; Insecta; Coleoptera; Scarabaeidae.
AAGAAACGUGUCGAACACGUGGUCAUCAUUGACAGGUAAAACGUCAAAACAAACAUUUUCGCAAUUUCCCGCUCGCUUUCCAUCAAUACGAUCCUGUUUACACGUUCCUUUUUGGAUUUUCAAAACCGAAACGACCUUUGGACGGUUUUAAAACGUAAUCUCUGUGUGUGUUGUGUGGAUGUGUUUCAUGUGACAUAAGAAUUUUUUUAACACACCCCGGAUAAAAAUCUUCCCUUAAAGAAAUGGUUUUUAUUUCUCCAAAAAACCUUCACAUAACCUCAAAGAUCGUUGAGAGAUUACUGCUUCGUCCAGUAUCAAGUUUAAAUUUGAAUCGGAAAAUGUCUUCGGGAGGAGAUGAUGUAAUUUUAGAAUCUGUAAAUAACAUUGGUAUUAUUACCUUGAAUCGACCGAAAGCUUUAAACGCUGUCAACUUGUCAAUGGUCCAAAAAAUCCUUCCAACUUUACAAGAAUGGGAAAAUACUCAAUCGUUUGUUUUAAUAAAAGGAGCUGGGGAUAAAGCUUUUUGUGCUGGUGGUGAUGUAAGAGCUGUUGUGGAAGCCGGACAAAAAGGUGAAAAAUUAGGGCAUCAAUUUUUUAGAACUGAAUAUACAAUGAAUGGGUUAAUUGGUAAUUAUCGCAUCCCAUAUGUUGCGUUAAUUGAUGGGAUUGUUAUGGGUGGAGGGGUUGGGUUGUCGGUUCAUGGUCAUUACAGGAUUUGUACUGAAAGAUCACUUUUUGCUAUGCCUGAGACACAAAUUGGGUUAUUUCCGGAUGUGGGUGGUUCCUAUUUUUUACCACGUCUACCUGGAAGGUUGGGUUAUUAUUUAGCAUUGACCGGACAUCGAUUAAAAGGAGCUGACAUACAAAAAGCUGGAAUAGCUACUCAUUACGUUGAUAGUAGAAACAUGGCACAUUUAACAGAUGAAUUAAUCCGUUGUAAAAAUCAUGAAACGAUUAGAGAAGUUUUAGAUAAAUUUUCAGUAAUCGAUGAAAAACCUUUUUCGUUAAAACAACAUCAAGUUAAAAUUGACAGUUAUUUUGCGGCUCAUACCAUGGAAGAACUUUAUUUUAGGUUAUCAGAAGACGAUUCGGAGUGGUCAAGAAAAACUUUAAAAACUUUAGAUGGAAUGUCUCCAACGAGCAUGAAAAUUACAUUGAGAUUGUUGCAAUUGGGUGCUCAAGCGAAUCUUUUGGAAUGUCUUCAAAUGGAAUAUAGAAUGGCGGUUGCUUGUUUGGCUAAUCAUGACUUUUACGAGGGCGUUAGGGCAUUGUUGAUCGAUAAAGAUAAGAACCCGAAAUGGAAUCCGGCUACUUUGGAGGAAGUUAGUUCGGAUAUUGUUGCAAAUCACUUCAUGAAACUUCCCGACAGUGAGGAAUUGAGACAUAAAUUAUAAAAUGAAUUUAUUUAUUUCUUUUUUUUUUGAAUUAUGAGAUGAUGAAAUUUGAGAUACAUUUUGUUGAAAUAAAAAAUAAAGUUGUUAUAAUUAAUUCAGAAUUAAAUUAAAAUUUUUUUUGGUUA